This is a messenger RNA of Diaporthe batatas, 1191 nucleotides long. RefSeq lists its product as uncharacterized. The record is from RefSeq and is a predicted model, not a curated record. Gene Ontology annotation, molecular function: hydrolase activity, acting on ester bonds. Gene Ontology annotation, biological process: phospholipid catabolic process. Bases 1 to 1191 code for a protein of 396 amino acids. The transcript is spliced from 3 exons. Lineage: Eukaryota; Fungi; Ascomycota; Sordariomycetes; Diaporthales; Diaporthaceae.
AUGCCAUCCACGUACAGCUUACUCGUCAGCCUUGCAGGCCUUGCCCCGGCGCUGGCACUGGGGACAGGCCAGAAGUUCAAGAUUGUCGACGGCGGGAGGUCCUUUGACCGCUUCAUCACAAUCUGGCUCGAGAACCAGGACUUCGACAGGGUUGUCAAGGACGAUCAUUUCGCCGACCUGAAGAGGGAGGGCAUCUCGCUCACCAAAUUCUACGCCCAGACGCAUCCCUCACAACCGAAUUAUAUCGCCGCAAUCGGCGGCGACUACUUCGGCAUCAACCACGAUGACCACGUCCGCAUACCCGGGAACGUCUCAAAUGUCGUGGAUUUGUUGGACACAAAAGAAAUCACCUGGGGAGGCUACUUUGAAGACCUGCCAGGCCCCGGGUUCAUGGGUCCGGCGAGCGAGGGCAGCACGGGGAAUGGAACGUGGGAUUAUGUUAGGAAACACAACCCCUUCGUAUCAUACGACAACAUCGCCAACAACGGGACUCGUCUCUGGUCUGUCGGCUCUUUCGACGACUUCAAGCGAGAUCUCGAAGCUAACGAAGUGCCCCAAUUUGUUUUCAUGUCGCCUAACAUGAUGAACGACGGUCAUAAUACUACACUCGACUUUGCAACCUCGUGGGCCCACCACUUCAUCGAGCCCCUCCUCGCCGACGGCAUUUUCAAGGAGCGAACCCUCAUUAUGCUCACCUUCGACGAGAGCGAAUCGUACGACAUCCCCAACAAGAUCGGGACUCUACUCCUCGGAAACGCGGUCCCCAGCGCACUGAAGGGAUCCGAGGAUGACACGUACUAUACACAUUACUCUAUCCUAUCAACACUGCAGAACAACUGGGAGCUGCCAUGCUUGGGGAGAUACGAUGUCGGCGCCAAUGUUUUCAAGCAUGUCGCGGCCACUACCGGCUUCCAAAACCCCGGCGAUCCUGACAACCUUGCCGGUAUAAACAAUAGCUUGUCAUAUCCCGGCGCCUUCCACACCGACCCGACGAAGCGGAAGCCUAUACCGUCGCCAAACCUUAAACUCGUCGGCGCCGGGGGAUUGCCGGUGCUUGACCAGGUAUACAACAAGUGGAGGUUUCACGAGAACGACUUGAGCCCUUAUGAUGGUUCUGGAGAGGCUUUUGAUGGGGCGGCAUACUUGCCAGAGUAUUUUGCGCAGGAGCCUAAUAUGGUCUUGCCCACAUAA